CCCCGUCCGGAGCGACGCUAUCUCUAAACCUUGUUUUCACGACAAGACGGGGCCGCAAGCCUGCAGCAAGCUUACACCUCCUGAAUAGUCGAGACCCGCUGUAUUAUGUGCCAUGCGCACAGUGCUGUCAGCACAUCAAACAGACCAUUGGGAGCAUCGUAACAACGUUUGCCUCAAAGCUAAACAUGAAGCGUUGACCUCGGCUGGGCGGGCGUGGGACGUAGAAUGGGGUUACCUUUUAUCUUGAUGGCGACGGCUCUCAAAUCCUGCUUCGGCAGCAGUACCAUGUGUGCAGCUCUCCUCGACCCUGGAAGUGAUACGACCUUCAGGCACAAUGGGCGUUUCGCAACUUGAACAUGUCCGCUUGUCGGCGACUUUGGCCAAACUCGCCCCAGCUCAGGUCGCAGCGAUACUGGGCCUAGGGCUCGUCCUGUACGCCGUUGGUUUGGGCGUCUACCGCCUAUACUUCAGCCCGCUUGCCAAGUUUCCAGGGCCCAAACUCGCCGCGCUCACGCACUGGUAUGAGGUCUGGUAUGACCUCUUCGCCAACGGCGGCGGUGGCCAGUUCGCCUGGAAGGUCAAGGAGAUGCACGAUAAGUAUGGCCCCAUUGUGAGGGUCAACCCGGACGAGGUGCACAUCGACGACCCGGAGUUCUGGAACGAGGUCUACUGCGCCAGCACGCCGUCCAAGCCCAUGGACAAGUCGGGCAAGUUCAAAUAUCGCUUCGGCAUCCCCGAGGCCACCUUCAGCACCACCCAUGCCGAGCAGCACCGCGCCCGGCGCGCUGCCCUGGCCCCGUUCUUCUCCAUGCAGCGGAUCCGGAGCCUCAACCCCAAGAUCUCCGAGAUUGUCGAGCGCAUCUCGUACCGCCUGUCCACCGAGUAUGCCGGCACCGGCCGCGUCCUCAACGUGUCCGACAUGUGGUCAAGUCUGACCAUCGAUGUGACCUCGGACCUGGCCUUCAGCCGCUCCGUCAACUGCUCGGCCGCCCCGGACUUCAAGUCGCCGCUCUCCACGGGGAUGCAAAAUAUCAUCUGGGCCGGCCAUUGGAACGCCCAUUUCAAGAUUCUUGUCGACCUGAUGAAUUGGCUACCAGACUGGCUGUUGGGCACGCUGAUUCCGCCUUUCAAACCAGUGCUCGAGUUCCGAGAGACAACUCGCCAGCAAAUCAAAGACAUCCUCUCGGGCAAGAACCCCAAGAGCGAGUACGCGGAGCAUCCGACCAUUUUUCACGACAUCCUUGCCUCCAACCUGCCGCCCGAGGAGCUUACGCUCAAGCGGCUGACGGACGAGGCCAUCAGCCUCAACGGGGCGGGCAUGGAAACGACCAAGUGGACGCUGACCGUGGCCACAUUCCACAUCCUCGAUAACCCCCACGUGCAGACCCGGCUCAAGGCCGAGCUGGCCGAGGCCAUGCCGGACCCGGCCAACAUCCUCCCGUGGGUCGAACUCGAGAAGCUUCCGUAUCUGACCGGCGUCAUCCAGGAGAGCCUCCGUCUCUCAUACGGCCAAGUCCAGCGCAUCCCGCGCGUCAACCGGCUGCACCCUUGGAAAUACAAGGACUGGUUGAUCCCGCCGGGCGUCGCCGUCGGCAUGGACGCGUUCCACAUGCACACCAACUCGGACGUGUUCCCGGACCCUCAACAGUUCAAGCCCGAACGCUGGCUCGGCAACCCCAGGGGCCCCGGCGACAAACACCCGCUGACCAACUACCUGGUCCCCUUCGGCCGCGGGUCGCGCGUGUGCCUGGGCAUGCCGCUGGCCUACAUGGAGCUGUACGUCGCGCUGGCCACCAUCUUCCGCCGCCACGAGCUCGAGCUGUUCGAGACGGACCGGAGCGAUGCCGAUUUUGUGCUGGACAUUGUCAUGCCCAUGCCCAAGCGCGGUAGUAAGGGUGUUAGGGUGACUGUCAAGCGGUGAGCUUGAGCAUGUCUGGUGGGGAGGUGAGCAAGCUACAUCGCCUGCGGUGCGUUGUGGAAUAGGUGCACUCCGGAAUCUGGCGAUGCAGAAAUAUGCCUUUAUUUUGUGGAUGUUAGAUGCAGAGUGCCCUGUGAAAGAUGGCUCUGGUGGGAGGGAAAAGCCACUGCACUAAAUGUGGGGCUAAACCAGUCUGCAGAGAGAGCCGAUAGAAUCGAUGAAGCGAAUCCCUAACUGGGUGUGUCCGGAGGCGGUUCUUUUUGCGACGGGUGUAAGUGAAAAUGGGAACAUGAAAGGAAGGAGGUUAGCCAGACCACGGAAAGAACGUUUUGGCGCUGGAACAAUAAUACUGGAUAGUGCAAUGCUUGCCCAUGGUGAGGAUUUCGCAUCGGACCGGGGUACCAGGCUAACAGCGGAUGACUCCUGAAUUAAAUCGGGUGCAUGGACAGAUGAGUUGCAGUACACUACGGCCACAACAAUGGAGAUGGCGAGUAUCUGUCG
This is a messenger RNA of Parathielavia appendiculata, 2419 nucleotides long. RefSeq names its product cytochrome P450. The transcript is spliced from 3 exons. Gene Ontology annotation, molecular function: monooxygenase activity; heme binding; iron ion binding. The coding region runs from base 335 to 1921 and encodes 528 amino acids. The record is from RefSeq and is a predicted model, not a curated record. NCBI's taxonomy places the organism in Eukaryota, Fungi, Ascomycota, Sordariomycetes, Sordariales, Chaetomiaceae.